CCAGCACUCUACCUAUGCCUCACAAACACAACGCAUUCUUGCGUGCAAGAGAGCAAGAGUUCAGUUUGGUGUGAACACCAUGGCCGUGGUUGGGGGCCUGAUAGCAAGAGCCGUGGGGAACCAAGUCGCCAGCAAGCUGGGCGAGCUCGUCAAAGACGAGAUCGCUCUGCUGUGGGGAUUCUGCGACAACGUCGAGGGCCUGAGGGAGAAGAUGGAAGAUCUGGAUGCCCUCAUGCGUGAUGCGGAUGAUAGGCUGCGCAGAGGAGAAAGGGAUGGAGAAGCAGUUGGGCGGUGGCUGGCCAAGUACAAGUCUGUUGCCUACGACAUCGAGGACAUGCUGGACAACCUGGACGCUACUAUGCUCAUCGAAAAAACCCAAUCAAAGGUCAAGUUGUUCUUUUCUGGAAACAAUCAACUCCUCCAACGGUCAACCAUAGCCCACGGUAUGAAAACCGUGAGGGAGAAAAUAGACAAAAUCGAAAUGGAGGGCAAGGCACUUAAUCUCGUGCGUCAUCAGGCAACGGCCGAAGGGAGCAGAAACAAUGAAACUUUUGCAGCUUGCAGUACGGAAGGCAUGAAAACUGGAAUGGUGGGGAGGGAUAUUGAGAAGGAGAAAAUAAUCAGCCUAUUAUUGACAAGUGAAGCUAAUUCAGAUAUUUCUAUCAUUCCAAUUCUUGGGCUUGGUGGUGCAGGAAAGUCAACAUUGGCUGAAGCAGUUUUGGCAGAUAAGAGGGUCACUGUCUUUGAUGCCCAAAUAUGGGUUCACGUGUCUGAGCAGUUUGAUUUGCGAACAAUUGGGAGUAGAAUCAUCAGAAGGUUAAGUAGCACUAUCAACCUUGACAAAUGUGAUCUGCAGCUUAUUCAUGAUAAUCUGGAAAAGGUACUUUCUACCACAAGAUACUUGAUUGUUCUAGAUGAUCUCUGGGAAGAAGAUGGAGAUAACCUGGAAGAGUUGAAGCGGAUGUUGCAAUAUGGCUGCAAGGGUAGCAGGAUUAUAGUAACUACGCGAAGCCAAAGGGUAGUAAAAGCACUAAGUACUGGUUUUCUUGCAAAGGAACAUAAAAUCUGCCCUGUGGCUGAGUCUGACCAAAUCAGUUUGGAUGUUUUAUCACCUGGUGACUGCUGGGAAGUAAUGAAGCGAAGGGCACUUGGACCUGAUGAUGACCAAAGUGACUUGCAAGUUAUUGGAAGAGAAAUUGCAGCAAAGUGUGUGGGAUUACCGCUCGUGGCAAAUGCUCUUGCGCAAGUAAUGUUUGAGCGAAGGACUAUUGAGGCAUGGGAAAAUAUAAGAGACACCAAAGUUGGCUUGGGUUUGAGAGAAGAACAGCAAAACAAGACAUUAGAGUGUCUAAUGCUUAGUUAUAGCUACAUGAAGCUUGAGUUUAAAAUGUGUUUCACAUAUUUGGCAGUCUUCCCCAAGGGUUUUGUGAUGGACCAACGCCAUCUAAUCCAGCAAUGGACCGCUCUCGGAUACAUUCAGUCACAUGAUGAUGGUGAAAGGUGUAUCAACUAUCUUCUUGGGAUGUCAUUUCUUCAUAUUUCAAGGUCAUCCUCGGUUGGUCCAGGUCCAGUGCAUGCCAAAACUUCUCAGAAGCUCACCAUGCAUGAUUUGGUGCAUGAUCUUGCAACAGUAAUUACUUCCACAGAAUUCCUUGUUUUGGAUGCCAAUGCUACCAAACCAAGGGGCUCGAAUAGAGCUAGUUAUUGCCGGCAUGCACGAUUGAUCAACUACCAGAAUCAAACCAAAAUUUUCAAAGAUCUGCCAACCACAUCAAGAUCCCUCCAUUUUAGUUAUUCAGGCAAAUUGCAGCUUCCCCAAAUGGCAUUUUCUCGAUCCAAGUAUAUACGUGUGUUGGACUUAAGUGAACAUUCAGUUGGAAGGCAAUACACUUCAGGAAACUUAGACGUUAAUGGAAGUUCAGUUCAGGGGCAAUCCACUUCAAGCAACCUGGUACUGCCAUCGUCCAUUCAUAAAUCAAAGCUACUUAGGUACCUUGAUGCCACAGCCUUGCCAAUUAAAUCUCUUCCAAAGUCUUUCCACACACUAAGAUACAUGCAAACUUUAAUUCUAUCCAAAUGCUCACUUGAAACACUGGCUGACAAUAUCUGUUGCCUCGACAAGCUUUCCUAUUUGGACCUAUCUUGUAAUGUCAGCCUUACUGAGCUCCCUGACUCACUCGGGAAGCUCUCAAAGCUCUCUUUCCUCAACUUAUUGGGGUGUUCCAUGCUCCAAGAGUUGCCUGAGUCCAUAUACGAGCUGACUUGUUUACAACACCUAGACAUGUCCGAGUGUCAUGCCAUUAAAAAACUGCCUGAUAAAUUUGGUGCCCUUUUGAAACUCAUAUUCCUAAACUUGUCAGGUUGUUCCAAGAUAACCAAACUACCUGAUAAUCUUAAACUUCAGUCUUUAGAGCAUAUGAACCUAUCAAAUUGCCAUGAGCUACAAAACCUGCCAAAAGAUUUUGGCAAUCUUCAAAGGCUUGGGUUCUUGAGCCUUUCUGAGUGCUACAAGGUUUCAGUGCUGCCAAAAUCAUUUUGCCAGCUUGUUCAUUUGAAAUCCUUAGACCUUUCGGAUUGCCAUGAGCUCAUGAAGCUUCCCGAAUGUUUUGGUAACCUUUUUGAGCUUGAUUCUUUGAACCUAACAAGUUGUUGUAAGCUGCAAGUACUGCCUGAAUCAUUCUGCAAGUUGUCUAAGCUGAGGUGUCUCAAUUUGUCUUAUUGUAUGAGGCUUGAUAAGCUCCCAUCCUUGUUUGGUGGCCUUAAGCUUCAAUCAUUGGACAUCUCUUGUACCAUGUCUCUCCAUAAAUUGCCGGAUAGCAUUGCUGACAUGACAAGUCUCACUCGAUUUGAGGCCGUGGCAGGAAGUUCUACCAUGAUGGAUAGUGUUCAGAAAAUUAAAGAGCAUCUUAUUAUUUCAGGAAAAAUAAAUCAUAUUGUGCAACAGAUAGAAAAUAAAGGAUGCAGCAGUAUAGUGGAACUUGCAGAUUUGACUUGCUAUGAGUUGCGUGUUCAAAAGCUUCAGAAUGUCAAGCAUCCAGAAGACGCGGAGAGAGCAAAGUUGCGUGACAAGUCAGAUCUGAGAAAACUAAGACUUUGCUGGGGAUCCCAUGGAGGCAAGGAUAAAUCAGUGUUGGAGAAGCUGGUACCUCCCCGAACUCUAGAUUAUUUCCAUCUAAAGGGGUAUAUGAGCACGGAUUUCCCUAAAUGGAUGUCAGACAUCUCUUCCUACCUCCCUUCUCUCACCUACCUCCGCCUUUUUGAUUUAGGAAGAUGUGAUACUCUUCCUCCAUUUGGGCAGCUGCCAAAUUUAAGAGGCAUAUGUGUGAAAAACAUUCCCAACGUCAAGAAAAUAGGCAAGGAAUUCUUUGGACAGGGCAGAAAGUGUAUAAAAUUAAGAUCGAUAACAUUGAAGUCGAUGGAGAACUUGGCUGAAUUGUGGACAACAAGGUCAGGUGAUGAAAAUGAAGAGUUCUUAAUUCCAAAUUUGCACAAUUUGAAUGUUCAGAACUGCCCAAAAUUGAAGUUUCUACCAUAUCCACCAAGAAGUAUGAUUUGGUUCUUGGAAAACAUUGAUGAGAUUAUUCCAGAAGGAGGAUUUGGGAAGCUUUCAUCUUCUGCGCUUCCUUUUGAUAUGGUAAUAAAUAACUGCAAUUUUUCUCCAGACAAUUGGGAUAGACUUCAUCAUUUCCCCACCAUUGAAUCACUACAAGUUGAAUCCUGCAACGGCUUGAGGGCAUUGCCGGAGGUCAUUAGAUGCUUCACCUCUCUAAAAAGGCUAGUUUUGGUGUCAUUGAAGGAAUUGGAGUCACUACCGAAAUGGUUGGGGUGCCUCAUUUCCCUGCAACGCGUUCUCAUCAAGGAUUGUCCCAAGCUAACAUCUCUUCCUGAAAGCAUGAAGAACCUUACUGCUCUGAAAGAGCUAAGCCUGCAGGGGUGCAAAGGCUGGGAAAUAUUGCCGGAAUGGAUAAGGCUUCUCACUUCCCUACAAAUUUUUGAAAUCAUCAAUUGUCCCAACCUGACAUCUUUGCCAGAAAGCAUGAAGGGCCUUUCUUCUUUAACAAAGCUUUAUAUAAAGGAGUGCCAAGGACUAGCUGUGUUGCCAGAAUGCCUUGGCCAGCUCAUUACCCUGCAAAAACUUUCCAUCCAUCAUUGCCCCAACCUGACAUCUUUACCUCAAAGCGUACAAAACCUUACCGUCUUGAAGGAACUCUACAUUUGGGGCUGUCCAAUUCUGGUCGAGAGGUGCCAAGGGGAAGAUGCUGGCCUUAUUUCCCAGAUCCCGAAAGUCACAUUACAUCUAUGAACAAGAAGAACUUGAGCAUACAGAACCUUACUGCCUUGAAGGAACUCUAGAUUUGGGGAUGCCCAAAUCUUGUAGAGAAGCUCCAAGGAGAGGACGCCCUCAAGAUUUCUCACAUCCCAUCUCAGCAGUUAUAGUGAAUGGUGAGCGGUGAUCAACUUCUCAGCAAGCAGGAGAAGAGUAAGGUGGAAAGACUGCAAUUGAUGGCUGCAACGUGGAGAGCAAAAGGAAACUUGCAAAUUGUAAUGCUUUUGCAAUCAAGAUGAUUGGUUGUGGUUUUCCUGGUGUGAGUUAAGCCUGAUGGUCGUGCAUAUGAGGCGAUUAGAACUCUGUGUAUGUGAAGCUGGAGUCACAAGUUUUAUCUGAAAGAUUGUAUCACUCUUGUACACACUGCACUGUAUCAUCAUGUUCCUUCUAUCUGAUAGACUAUAUCACUCUCGCGGCGGAGUUCCUCUUGCCAAUACCAUGGGGUAGUUUGACAGGAUUCAGAGUCAUAGGCUUCUGCAGCAACUACCAAUAUAGGUCACCUGCAAGUAAUUUUCUGCUCCAGAGUCAGCAGCAAUUAUGGUGAUGCAGCAGCAGGCGUCUAGAUCCAGUUCACCUGUAAGUAAUUUUCUGCCCCAGAGGUUAUAAGGAGAAACGUGUAAUGCUUUUGUCAUCAUUAUUGGUUAUGAUUCAACAGUUGUUUUCCUGUUGUGAGUUAAGCCUGACGGUGGUGUAUAAGUGUAUUUCAGGCGAUUAGAACAGUCCGUGUAUGUGAAGCUGAAGUCCCAAUCAUUCUUUUUCUUUUAUCUGAAAGACUGCAUUACUCUUGUGGAGGAGAUCCUCUUGGCAGUGCAAUGGGAUAGUUUGAUAGGAUUCAGAGUCAGAGUUUUCUGUAGCAACUGCAACAUGGCAGCCAUAUACUGAAUGUUGACAGUGUGGCAUUGCCAGCGGGCAUCGAGAUGCACCUCCGUGAACUCCAGUUCAUCUAGCGGAGUGCAGGUCUGAUCCAGUGGCAACAACCACAGUGGAGGAGGCACAAACAAGCCCACGUACUUCUAAAAAUCCAGUCAUAUUUGCUAACUUCCACAUGUAAGCCUGCAGAAAUGUACUACUCCCUCUGUAACUUUUUAUAGGACGUUUUUAGAGUCCAUGACAGUGUCAAAAAAUGUCUUAUAUUAAGUUACAGAGGGAGUACGAUUUAAGAUUGAAGGUUUAAUAGGAAGUAAUUACUUGAACUGCGGCUGCAUUGCGAUGAAGUUUUAUUCAUUACUGGAGAGGGUAGGAUGUGGUUGAAGAGUGAAGCCGGUAAUAGCAGAGCAUGGAGAGGAAAGUUAAAUUUCUGCUAGCAGUAGCAUCUGCAAGUGGUGAUGUGGAAAAGAUGGUCUCAGCAUUCUCUGAAAAGUAGAAGUACCGAUUGAACUUGA
Molecule: messenger RNA, 5709 nt
Organism: Triticum urartu
Lineage: Eukaryota; Viridiplantae; Streptophyta; Magnoliopsida; Poales; Poaceae
Molecular function (GO): protein binding; ADP binding
Source: RefSeq, a predicted model, not a curated record